This is a messenger RNA of Melampsora larici-populina 98AG31, 1383 nucleotides long. RefSeq lists its product as uncharacterized. The coding region runs from base 1 to 1383 and encodes 460 amino acids. Lineage: Eukaryota; Fungi; Basidiomycota; Pucciniomycetes; Pucciniales; Melampsoraceae. The record is from RefSeq and is a predicted model, not a curated record. The transcript has 2 exons.
AUGUCACUUCAACUUAAUGACGAACGACUGCUUCAGAUUCAAAUGCUCAUAAACUCACCCCCAGAUAAAAUGUCAAAUCACUCAUCUCAAAACAAUGUCAAACUUGGAGCUGGCUGGCUUCCAAUCGAAUUAUUGACUUCAAUCAUUGAAUUCUUCGUGGCUCAAACCGAGAUCUUACCUUUUGCAAUAAAUACCAAUGACGAAGCCAUCAUUUUACCAACUGCCAUCCGGGAUAUUAAUAUUUUGCGAUUAGUUUGCAAAGAUUGGUGCACUGCUGCCACACCUUUUGCUUUUCAUACAGUUUAUUUAUAUAAAGCAAGCGGGGUGAAGUCUUUACUUCACACCUGUAGAACUUCAAUCGGUCACACUCAAAAAUCUUUACCAGUUAAGAAACUUAGAAUUGCAAAUAUAUGGUACUCGGGGGCAUCUCAUGGUGAAAACUCAGCUGAGGAAUUGCAGGACGCUCAACGGCAACUCCUCAACUUUGAAAUCGUUCACCGGUCCUGUCCAGUUUCGAUAGAUCAGGCGGCAGACGCGAUUAUCCUACUUGGUCACAACUUGAUCGAAUUGACCUUAAGGUUUAGUAGGUCAAUAACAAUAUCACCAUAUAUGUUGAGAUCCAUAAAAGAAAUCUCAUCUCUGAAGAAAUUGAGGAUAUUCGUUGAUCAACGCCGUGAAAGGAACAACGACUCUGAAUCGAUAUCCGCUCUACUCAAUGCUACUCCUACAUUAGAAUCUUUGAUGAUCUCCUUCUCUCACUUAGACGUUUUGAAUUUAAAACCUCAAGCUUUACCAAAUUUAAAGCACCUGUGGUUUCGAAGCUCUAGUACCAAUAUUGAGGCAGUUUCUCAACUGUGCAAUGCCGUCAAAGAUAGUGUAAAAGUAAUUGAAUACAACGUAGGCAAUGAACUAUCAGACCUCGGAAUGGCCAUUGAACCUAUGAAGGAAUCUCUUGAAGGUCUUUUUUGUACAACUCUUCCAAGACACCUUCCAAACGCUAUUAUUGGUAUGAGAUUUCCACGACUUCGUGUAAUGCGCAGUUUAUUCUGGUUAGAAUCUGGAUUAUUUCCAGAUUAUUCUUGGCUCCAAUGGCCAAUCCUGCAAAGCGUUCGAACUUUUGCUGCUGAAAUUCACUUUGGAAGAAUAUAUUGGAAAUGGGCUUUAGAAGAUGAUAGUUUUCAAAAACCCACUAAUUUAAAACAUUUUAUUUGUAUUACUGGUUGGCGCAAAAGGAUCAUAGAUGAAUCACUGGCCAAGGCUUUCAAGGCUCGUGGGAUCACAUGCCAUUUUAUGUUGGAAUUACGUCCACAUGAACUAUUAGUACGCAUUGGACUACAAGCUCAAUGGGCCAAUGAGAUGAAUCAAGCUGCUAAGCCUAUAUAA